Messenger RNA from Astrephomene gubernaculifera, 2892 nucleotides. The record is from the annotation of a GenBank genome assembly. Lineage: Eukaryota; Viridiplantae; Chlorophyta; Chlorophyceae; Chlamydomonadales; Astrephomenaceae.
GAAACCAUAGCGCAUUCUAUUGACCUCCUUAUUGUAGCUGUGAUUCCUGACGUGACCCAGAUAGGAGAAACUAUUUACCGGUACCUCUGCUAGCGAAUGCUUUCCCUUCCUACAUCUUCCUUCUGCAGCUCGGUUGUAUCUAAUGCACUAGUAGCAACUGCAGCCCUGCCCGCGGCCACCCGCAGACUAACUGCGCUGUCCUGGGGACGAAAUGUUGAAGGGCAGUGUGGCAUAGAUUCGUCUUUAUUAGUAUUUAAGCCAACACCCGUCUUCGAGCUGCACGAGUCGGAGUUAUCCCAUGUCGCUGCUGGCAAGCUUAACAGCGCGGCUGUAACGACUCACGGCGAAGCGUGGACUUGGGGAGAUGGAAAAGGCGGAAAGCUUGGACAUGGCUCGGCGGACCAUGUGCAUGCGCCUCACAGGAUCGAGAGCUUAGUAGGCCGGGCCGAUGUACGGCAACUCGCCCUCGGUGAUCACCACACACUGUUCGUGGAUGGCUCGGGGUCGCUGUGGGCUUGCGGAGAGAACAAGGAGGGGCAGUGCGGUCUGGGGACGCCCCUCGAGGUGAUCGCGACGCAGCACCGCCGGGCGCACUACGAGUCCUUCCGAGCCUUCAGGGACUCCGUAGCCGCGGAGCCCCGAGUCAGUCGCGAGCAGCGAGCCAAGCAGGCCAUCCACGCGCUGCUGGGCACCUCACCUCAGCAUGCACAGCAGCACGGCCAUGCGAACGGCGCCCAUGGGGGCAGUGGCAGCGGCUGGCAGGGUCACGGCCAUGGCUCUGCAGCCCCAGGCCGCUCCUCCUCCUCCUCCGGGUGGCAGCACCUAGCUGCAGCGGGAACACACCAUGCAGGCGGCAGCGGUGCCGGCGGGCAAAUGUACGGCAGCGCAACCCGUACGGCACUCAACUUUAGCGGUUUGGAUUUCGAGAGCGCCUUUGCAGCCAGCGGCAUUCAUCCGGGUCAGCAGCCCACGCCGCUGCGCAUCGGGCGGGAUCAGCACCCGCUGUGGGAUGUGGUGGCGGGGGCGGCGGGCCGGGCGACGGCGGCGGCGGGUGGCUUGCCCCUGGGCGACAUGCGGGUGGUGCUGCCGAGCGGUCUGGAGGGCGAGACGGUGGUGGGGGUGGCGGCCAGCCGCUUCUUCUCGGCUGCGCUGACUGCGGCUGGGGAGGUGUGGACCUUUGGCGCUUGCUACAACGGCUGCCUGGGGUCUGACAGCAGCUGGAGCUCCUCGGCGCAGAGGGUCUCGGGCGCCCUGGCAGCCUCGCUGGAGGACGGCGGCGGCGCGAAGCAGGUGGUGUCGGGAGGCACCUUCUGCGCGGCGCUGACGGCGGCGGGGCGGGUGGUGCUGUGGGGGCGGGUGCCGGGCAGCGAGGCGGAGGGCGGCGGACUGGCGGAUGCGGCGGAAGCACAUGUGGGAGGCGGCGGCGGCGGCGGGCGGAUGUUGGGCAUGACGGAACAGGGCGUGGAUAUUGUGACAGGCGGCCGGCUGCUUGCGGGUGUAGUUCCUGGCCUCCCGCCCAUCACCCACAUCGCCGCCGGGCAGCAGCACCUGCUCAUGUCCGACGGAAGCCGGGUGUGGGUGCUGGGCCGCAUGCUCGACGCCAGCGGCGCCGUCGCGCUGACCGCGCCCUGGCGGCGGCCGGCGCUUGCGCUGACGCUGCCGGCGGGAGACGCGGUACGACAAUUGGUUGCCGGGGUGCACAGCGCUGGCGUGGUUUCGGAGCUUGGCGAGGCGUGGGUCUGGGGCCGGUUGUUGGACCGGCAUCACGUGGACAGCGUAGCCAAGCGGCACCCGAACCUGGCGUUCGGCGGGGCGGACGUCGGCAACGGGGGCGCGGGUUCCGCCACACGGAGGUCAACUCGCACGGCAGCCGCAGCGGCGGCGGCGGCGUCGCCCCUGCUUCCUGAGGACGUGCGGUGGGAGUGGGCGGGGUACGGCGGGCGGGAGGCGAGGCGGUUGGAGGGGCUGGGCGGGCCGGUGCGGGCGCUGGCGUUGGGCGGCUGGCAUGCGAUGGCCGUGGUGGAGUGAGCUCCGCGAGUAGCCUACGGGGGCGAGCAACAGGGGCGAGGAUAUGGGGCACACAGCUGAUGACGUGCUAGGUGGGUGAGCAUCCCGAUGAGCCCUCCGUCCUUCGUUAACGUGAUCAACUUGUGCGUACCGCAGCGGAUGAUUGUUGAGAUGUCUGUGUUGUGAGGCCUGACACGCGGCUUACCGGUCCUUGAACCUUUAUUAACGGUAACGGUAUGUGGUGUGCGUUGCAGCCCUAGGUAGAGAUAGACCCACAUGGCCAGUGACGACAGCGUCCGUGUAGCGCUGCCCCUGCUUUCAUGGCCCACUUGACGUUCUGCACUAACGCUAGUAAACCCGCUCCUAGCCGGCUUAGGCUGCCCGUUGUAUCAUAUUACUUAGUAGGCACAGUGCUUUGCGGCCUCACACGCAUGCCCCGGACUGGCGCUUUCCGUUUUACGGUGCUUUUGUUAACUGCCGUAGCUGAUACGUGUUGCAAACGGACUCCUCAUGCUAGCUGUGAUCUAUGCACCCAUACAUCGGAACCAUGUCGUACUACGACUACAAACUGAAGUAUCAAUGUACGGAGGGUGACUAAGACCAUGCGCGACUCAAUAGCACUGUGAGACAAGGGCUGUCGUAUUAGGUGUGAUCCAAAAUGUACACUACCGUAUGUAUUUAUUGGGAAGUGAAGCGAGCUCUCGGCUCGUGACCUUGCUGUAUGUGCAGGAUGCAGCGUGCGGAGAUUUAUGGGGGUGUGUAGAUGAGGAGCGUUAUAGCGGUUAGGUAGCGCUUAGGAUGCUGGUGUCUUGUAGCAAGCGGUAGAAAGGAAAACUUCCCCAACCUGGCCGUCAGGUCAGGCCUGUAACGUAACACAGUGCAGAG